AUGGCAAAAGAGGAGGACGUGAUUGAGGUAGGCAGAGAUGUUGAGAGGGAGUAUCAGCACGAUGAGAAGCCCGAUCUCUCAGGCGGGGCUCAGGAGGUGGUUGGGAUGCAAGAGCUCGAUCCAGCUUUGGACCGAAAGAUGCACCUGGUCAACAAUGCACUGGACGAGAUUGGCUGGACCAACUAUCACCUGAAGCUCUUCUUUCUCAACGGUUUUGGAUAUGGUGUAGACGCACUACAACUGUCGCUCCAGGGCAUCAUUGCCGUCCAAGCCGUGCUCGAAUUCAAACCUUCAUAUGACAAAGGCCUGACUAUUGCUCUAUAUAUGGGAAUGCUGGUAGGAGCCCUGUUCUGGGGCUUCUUUGCCGAUAUCAUUGGCCGCAAGAUUGCAUUCAACAUCUCUCUUUUUAUCUGCUCAGUCUUUACAAUCGCAGCAGGCGGGGCUCCCAACUGGGCUGGACUCGGUGUUCUGAUAGCCGUGGCCGCAUUUGGUGCUGGUGGAAAUCUUAUUCUUGAUACCGCCGUCUUUCUCGAAUAUCUUCCUUCAAACAAGCAAUGGCUUCUCAGCUUGUUGCCUGCUUGGUUUGGUAUAGGAUGUACCAUUGCUGGACUGGUUGCUUGGGGAUUCAUGCCGAAUUUCUCAUGUGCCGAUGCGAGCGACUGUACCAGAGCAAACAAUAGCGGCUGGAGAUAUCUCAUGUACACCAUGGGAGCCUUUAUUGCAGUUCUAGCUGUGGCUCGAGUCACUGUCAUCCGGCUUCAAGAAACUCCAAAGUUCCUCUUAGGUCAGGGUAGAGACGAGGAAGUUGUAGAAAAUCUUCAAGGAAUCGCCAAGAAAUACAAUCGCCCAUGCCACAUCACAGUUGAGCAACUACAAGCUUGUGGAACUGUUAACUCGGCUCACUCGAACAAUCGCUUUUCAGUUGGAGAGUUUUUGAUCCAUUUGCGCAGCUUGUUUCUCACAAAGAAGAUGGGUUUCACGACAAUUCUUCUAUGGCUCUCUUGGUCCAGCAUUGGUCUUGCUUACCCCUUGUUCAAUGUCUUUCUGCCAUACUAUCUGGCCAGCCGAGGAGUCGAGUUUGGAGUUACAAGCACCAAUGAGACUUGGAGAAACUAUGCUCUCGUUCAAAUCUGUGGAAUAUUUGGACCGAUUCUCGGUGCCGUUAUGUCCAACUGGAGGCCUCUAGGAAGAAAGUACACCAUGGUUAUAGGCGCGUUGGUCACUAUGGCGUUCUUCUUUGCGUACUCCCAAGUCAAAUCACAAAAAGAAAACAUUGCUUACAGCUGUGUUAUCUCGUUCACUCUCGAGAUCUACUACGGUGUCCUCUACGGAUACACUGCUGAGUCUCUGCUCUCUGCCCAUCGUGGUACGGCCAACGGUAUUGCCGUUGCUUUCUGUCGAUUGGCUGGAGCGUUUUCGGCUGUUGUAGCUACGUACGCCGAUCCAACAACCACAGGUCCCGUCUUUGUAUGUGCAGCUCUCUAUGGAGGACUUGCUUUGUUUGCAGUCUUGUUUCCGUUUGAGCCUUAUGGCAAGCGAGCAGCUUAA
This is a messenger RNA of Trichoderma virens Gv29-8, 1548 nucleotides long. RefSeq lists its product as uncharacterized. Gene Ontology annotation, biological process: transmembrane transport. The transcript has 6 exons. NCBI's taxonomy places the organism in Eukaryota, Fungi, Ascomycota, Sordariomycetes, Hypocreales, Hypocreaceae. The coding region runs from base 1 to 1548 and encodes 515 amino acids. The record is from RefSeq and is a predicted model, not a curated record. Gene Ontology annotation, molecular function: transmembrane transporter activity.